CAUUGGGAAGUAAAAGGCAUAAAUCCUCUUUUCCUUUCUCUUUCUCUCUCCGUUCCGAGAAAUCUGCUUACCUAUUUUAAACAUUUUUUUUAAUUUAAAAAAAAAAAAGAAAAAAAAGAAAAAAAGUAUUUGCUUGUAUGUGAGGAUGCGUAUGAUUAAUGAAACGAAAAUGUUUCGAUCAUAGGGAGCCUCCGAUUCUGUUUGUUUCCUGAGAAAAUUUGUGAUUAAUACUAUUUUAUGAAAGCCUCCGUGGUUGGUUCUGUUUUUUCUGGUUUGAAUUGGAUUGUCUACUUCUUCGUUAUUUUGAAUGAUUUUGUGCGAUGGUUGUUGUUUCUGCUAAGAUCUUCGUCGAGGAAGUCGUUUUCGGAAUUCUUAUGACAUAGGCGUUCAGUAUUGAUUUUAAAACGUUGAGCUUGUACCAUGGAUAUUAGUGAGGUUGAAGAAAAUUUAUUUGCUGCAAGUGAUGCCAAGCUACAUGGAGGAAUGUGCAAGACUCUUUCUGCCAUAUAUUGUAAAGUACUAUCAAUUUUCCCUUCAUUGGAAGCUGCACGACCUCGGAGCAAAUCUGGUAUCCAGGCAUUAUGUUCAUUGCAUGUAGCACUAGAAAAAGCCAAGAGUACUCUCCAACAUUGUACAGAGAGUAGUAAACUUUACUUGGCCAUAACUGGGGACUCUGUCCUGUCAAAGUUUGAAAAGGUAAAAAAAGCUCUACAAGAUAGCCUUAAACGUGUUGAAGAUAUCGUUCCACAGUCAAUUGGAUACCAGGUUCAGGAGAUUAUGAAGGAACUGGCCAGUACUCAAUUUUUCCUGGAUCCUUUAGAGAAGCAAGUUGGUGAUGACAUUAUUUUAUUGCUCCAACAGGGACGAACAUUUAACAACACUGUUGACAACAAUGAACUUGAGGCUUUUCACCAGGCUGCUAUUAGACUUGGAAUAAACUCCUCAAGAGCAGCUCUUGCAGAAAGAAGAGCACUAAAGAAACUAAUUGACCGGUCUCGCACUGAAGAGGACAAGAGGAAGGAAUCAAUUGUAGCAUAUCUUUUGCAUCUCAUGAGGAAGUACUCCAAGUUAUUUAGAAGCGAGGUACCAGAUGAUAACGAUUCACAGGGUUCUGGACCUUGUUCACCCACUGUUCAGAGCUCUCUUGAGGACAGUGGAGCUGGUGGAAAUGGUCAAGCCUUUGAAAGGCAGCUAACAAAGAUUGGUUCUUUUACUUCGAAGCCAAAAAAUCGCAGAUUGGAGCAGAUUCCCCUUCCACCUGAUGAGUUGAGGUGUCCUAUAUCAUUGCAGCUUAUGUAUGAUCCGGUCAUAAUUGCUUCCGGGCAAACAUAUGAAAGGAUUUGCAUUGAGAAGUGGUUAAGUGACGGCCAUAACACCUGCCCAAAAACUCAACAAAAACUCUCUCAUCUUUCAUUGACACCGAAUUACUGUGUUAAGGGCCUGAUUGCAAACUGGUGUGAACAGUAUGGAGUUCCUGUUCCUGAUGGGCCUCCAGAUAGUCUUGACCUCAAUUACUGGAGGCUCGCGUUAUCUGAAGAGUCUCUAAAUGUGUCGCCUGUGGACUCUGUUGGUUCGUGUAAGUUGAAAGAUGUUAAAGUUGUUCCACUAGAUGAAAAUUGUGUAACUGAGGAGAUCAAAGGAAAUUUAGUGGAUGACAAGUCUGCUGAAGACCAAGAGUCCAAUAUAAAUAUGCUUGCUAGGUAUGAACAGUAUUUGAAAGUCUUAAAUGAGGAAUCUGACUUCAAGAAAAAGUCGGAGGUUGUGGAGCAAAUUAGACUGUUGCUCAAGGAUGAUGAAGAGGCGAGGAUAUAUAUGGGAGCUAAUGGAUUUGUCCAGGGACUUCUACGCUACUUAGAGAUAGCUGUGCAAGAACAAAAUACCAAGGCUCAGGAAAGUGGAGCAAUGGCUCUUUUCAACCUUGCUGUCAACAACGAUAGGAACAAGGAAAUAAUGCUGGCAGAACGGUUGAUUUCAUUGUUGGAGGAAAUGAUUAUGAACCCAAAUUCCCAUGGAUAUGCAACGGCCCUCUAUCUCAAUGUCUCCUGUCUGGAAGAAGCAAAAUCUAUUAUCGGCUCAAGUUGUGCGGUCCCAUUCUUGACUCAACUCCUCCAUGCCAAUACCGAAACGCUAUGCAAGCUUGAUGCACUUCACACACUUUACAAUCUCUCAACUGUGCCCUCCAAUAUUCCCAACCUGGUUUCUUCUGGAAUCAUCAAGGGACUUCAAUCCCUUCUUGCAUCCCGUCUCGAUCGAACAUGGACCGAAAAGUGCAUAGCCAUCUUGAUAAAUUUGGCUUCAAGUGAAUCAGGUAGAGAUCAAAUGUCAUCUGCUCCAGAACUUAUCGGUGGGUUGGCUGCAAUAUUAGACAAUGGCGAACCCAUUGAGCAGGAACAAGCAGUGGCUUGUCUCUUGAUUCUGUGCAGUGGCAAUGAGAGGUGCAGUGAGAUGGUCCUUCAGGAAGGCGUAAUUCCUGGGUUGGUGUCAAUGUCUGUGAACGGGACAGCAAGAGGUAAGGAGAAGGCUCAAAAGCUUCUGAUGUUGUUUAGGGAGCAACGACAACGGGAGUCACCGCCACCGACACCGACACCGACACCGACACCAAUACCGACACUGAUCGAGCGAUCAGAGAGUAGUGGGACAUCUAUGCCUGUGGCGGAAUCAAAGCCACUGUGCAAGUCAAUCUCAAGAAGAAAAACAGGAAAGGCUCUUAGCUUUUUAUGGAAAAGCAAAAGCUAUUCAGUGUACCAAUGCUAAAAAAGCUCAUUGGUGUUGUAAAUUUAAUUUUAUUUUUCUUCAUUUUUUUUUUUUUUGGGCGGGGGGGGGGGGGGUUUCGUUUAAUCUGAAAGAUGAGAUGUACAGGCCAGGUGUAAUUAAUUCGUGGAGUUUUGGCUUCUAAUUUCCAGAGUCAUUUGGUGAUAGAAAUACAAGCACCCAUUUAUCUCAAAUUUCAGCCCUCAA
Messenger RNA from Benincasa hispida (wax gourd), 2958 nucleotides. RefSeq names its product U-box domain-containing protein 45-like. NCBI's taxonomy places the organism in Eukaryota, Viridiplantae, Streptophyta, Magnoliopsida, Cucurbitales, Cucurbitaceae. Gene Ontology annotation, biological process: cell surface receptor signaling pathway; protein ubiquitination. The record is from RefSeq and is a predicted model, not a curated record. Gene Ontology annotation, molecular function: ubiquitin-protein transferase activity.